CGACCUCGAAAAUUUAUUUUUUGUGUAUCCACUGGAAACCCGAAUAAAGUAUCAUUUUUUGGCAAAAAGAAGGCGUGAAAGAUUAGCUGGACUGUUUUAACGCCUGCGUCUUAUAUCCUAGCUCAACGAGAACCAUUCAUUUGGUUAGGAGAGCGUGGUGAAGUCUGGAAACGGAAAAUUCGGUGACGACGUUAAAAAGUUUAUGAUGCGCUUACCUGAUCUGAUGUGCAGAAUUGGCAGAAAUCUUUCUGGAAAUUGUUCGAAAUUUGUGCCAAACUGAAGACAUUGCCGUAAACGACUUGCCCUUUGUCUACAAAGGUCAAAGUUGACAAGAACUUGGUGCAGUGAUAAUCAAAAGAAACUUGAUGCGAGACAUCGUUCCUCGAUCUCAGCUGAUUGAUGCACCUUCAAAUUGGAUGGUCUCGGAAGAAGCCGAAGCCCCGAUAAUUUGAACAAAACCAUCGUGAUUAAACUACUCGAAAUUCUGGAAGCCUUUACUUGAUUGAUGCACCUUCAAACUGGAUGGUCAAAAGAAACAAAGACCUUGGUGCAGUGGUAACCCAAAAAGUCGUUCUAAAGAUAUGAAACACGUUCCUUUUGAGGUCUGGAGCGAUAUCGUUGAUGCACCUUCAAACUGGACAAGUCACAGCUGAUUGGUUGAACAUUGAUUGAUUUCAAGGAUUAAUUGGGCCUUGUGAUAAUUGACAGCUGUCUGUCAUGAUUGUAUGUUGAGUUUGUGAGAUGAUUUAUGUUCAAACAAUCAUGGGAGGACAUUGAAAGUUGUGUUGUAACUAUCAGGCAAUCUUAUUUCCUAUCAAAAAGUAUAUGCAUUUUUUUAACGAAAGCUGAUUUUUCAAAAUGGAUGAAACUUUACCUUCAGUCGGUUUUUGUGAGGUUGUCGAAACUCAACCUGCGAACCCGAUAGAUAUAUAUCAAUGUGAGGUUUGUUGCGAACAGUUCAUGUCUGAAAGCGUUGCUGUGGAACAUGUGAAGACGCAUGAGAUGGCACCAUCAUUGGCUGCGACUGAGAAUGCUAAUCGAUACCCAUGUUUCGUUUGCGGUGAAUUAUUCUUGACCGUAAGUUCUUUAAAAGAGCAUCCGUGCGUAAAUACUGCUGAAAAGCCAUUGAGCGUUGCCGAGGAUUGUCCGCCCCCAAAAAAGUUCAGAUGUAAACAGUGCGGUAAACGGUUCGGCGUCAAAGAAAACUAUCAGCGACAUGUAAAACUUCAUGGCCGGAAACGUCCGAAUCGGAGAAAACCUGUUGUUAUUGCUGAGGAAAUUUAUGAAAAAGUUGACGCACGAUUUAGUUUGAGUACACGCGAUGAGCAAUUCAGGAGAAAUGAGAAAAGUGAUGAAGAACUUAGUGACAAUGAACAAUCAGAUGAAGAGUUCAGCGUGGAUGAAAUGUUCCCCCGACUGGAUGUCGAAAACCAGCGUAAUGCGUUGGAGCCACUUGUCAUUGCCGAGGUCAAAUAUGAAUGCUACGUCUGCCUGAAGAUACUUUCUACGACGCAGGAGCUCAUGGAACACAUGAGAAAUCACGACCCGUUGUUGGCUUCAACGGAGCCGGUUAAUAAACACGCUUGUGAAGUCUGCGGCAAGCGCUUCCCAAAAGUCGAAGAUCUCCAGCGUCACAUGGACGUCCAUGCGGAAUGGAAAAGGAUCGAGUGUAAUAUCUGCCAUGACACAUUCAAGCAAAUAUCACAUCUCAAAAAUCACAUUUUGGUGGUCCACAAUCCCGAUGGUCUUCCGCGUAAGAAGAAGCCUUUGUCGCAUUUCUGUGAGAUUUGUAAUAAAGGAUUUACGGCGCCUUGCAUGCUGAAGCGGCAUGUCCGCUCUCACACCGGUGAAAAACCGUUCAAAUGCUCACUCUGUGAUGAACAAUUCACUCGGAAGGCGCAAAUCGCAUCCCACAUGUCGUUUAUGCACAACGAUGGUAAAUCUAAAAAGUACAAAUGCUCGGCCAAAGAUUGUGGGAAAAAAUUCGCCACCGAGGCAAGUUUGAACAACCACAUGAGCCAGCAUACUGAGCGUCGCAAAUUCUCUUGCGAGGAGUGCGGGAGGAUUUUCUUUUCGCGGAUAGGGCUGAAAAAUCAUAUGGUCCUCCAUGGCGGAGAUAUCGUCCGUUUCAAAUGCGGCGUUUGUGAUGAGAUAUUCAACUCUCACUCAUCUCUGGCAAUCCAUCGUAGAGUUCACUACGACGAGUUUGCGUACGAGUGCCAGGUUUGUCGAAAGAAGUUUGAGACCAAGAAUGCUUUUUGGCACCAUUCUGUGAAAAAGUGUGGCAAGGAUGCAUUUGAGUAUCUAUGUGAUUAUCCCGGCUGUGAGCAAUAUUUCUUUUACGAGGAUCUGUUGAUUGACCAUAUGAAAGGACAUGAAAGUUUGCGCGGUGAUUGCUCCACAGACGCUGCGAGUAUGACUCCUCAUGUAAAAAUGGAGAUUCGAGCUGCUGAAGCGUGUGGGGCUGCCCCUAUUGAUGAAGAGACCAACAGGUCAACUCAGUCGCAAAUGGAGACCACUACUGUGGGGGCUGUGCCAAGCGAAAUUGACCUCCCUGAAUACAAGUCUUGGUUCGAUGCAAAUGAAGAUACCGAGGAUAUGGUUUGUGAAAUUGGGAGUCCUGGAACAGGGACUUGGCCCUCUAAAAUGGGGACCUCGCUCAUUGGAAAUAAGACUGGUCCUUCCGAACUUGGGAAUCCGAUCCUUGACUUGGGAACUGUACCGGAUAUAAUUCGCACUGCUGAAAAUGCCAAUAUUCCCUUGCUUAUGGCAACUGAGCCCACCGAAAUUGUGACUCGGACUGUGAAGAAUGAAUGGGGUGCUCCUGAUGUACAGAUUUCGUCUGUCAGAAUGGGGACUCCCUCCGCUGCAAUUUGGACUCCCUCUGCCACAAUCCAGACUCCCUCCGUCGCAAUCCAGACUCCCUCUGCUGCAGUCGGGACUACCUCCGCCCCAGUCCGGUCUCCCUCUGCCACUGUCCAGUCUACCUCUGCUGCAGUCCAGAAUCCCACAGCCGCAAUCCAGACUACCUCCGCUGCAAUCGGGACUCCCUCCACGGCUAUCCAGAACCCCAUUGCUCAAGUGUGCGCCUCACCUGCCGAAAUUGUGAGUGUUCCAUCUGAAGGAAGAGACUCUGGUCCCGACUCAAGUGGUUGGGAGCUCAAGUGUGAAACAUGCGAGGAGAAAUUUACUACUCCUGUGCUACUGGAUCGACACGAACGUUCGCAUGCGUAUAAGCAUUCCUGUGAACAGUGUGGAAGACGCUUUAAAUUCCUCCUAGACGUCCAGCGCCACCAAGACGUCCAUACUGGUGAAAAGAAAUAUGCGUGUCACAUUUGUUCGAAGCGAUAUAAGAGCCAAAGUGCUCUUAAAACGCAUGUGAGGGCAGUUCAUGAUGGCGGACCGAAGAGAGUCCAAGUCAAAAAGCAUUUCUGUAGCAUUUGUACCAAGGGAUUUUACAGACCUGGCCUGCUUGCACAGCACGUUUUAUUACAUAGCGGUGUCAAAAGAUAUCAGUGUGAAACCUGUAAGAUGAAAUUCGUGUGGAAAAAGGCUCUAAGAAUGCAUGUGUUGAGGGCGCACAGUGGUCCAAGGAAGAUUCAUCGGUGUACUUUCACCAAUUGUAAACAGUCUUUCCUAACAGCGCACUCAUUGAAACGCCACCUUGAAAAACACUCGCCGCGUGAAAAUAUUCCCUGUGAAGUUUGCGGCGAGGUCUUCUUCACGCGAAUGAAAUUGAGGCUCCACAUGGUGAUCCAUGGCGCCAUCCCUCGGUUUCAGUGCGACAUUUGUAAUAGGGCUUGCAGUUCAAAAGACAGGCUGUUGGAACACCGUAAUACACACACUGGAGAAUUUGCCGGUGAAUGUCAAGUUUGCCGAGAGAUGUUUAAAAACGGUGUGGGACUUCUGAGACAUUCUCGGCGCAAAUGCGGAAAGGCAGCGUACAAGUAUCCGUGCCAUUCGGACGAUUGUCUAAAGGGUUUCCUCACUGAAGAAGCCCGUACGCGACAUAUGGGUGCCCACAACCUGUAUGGGCAGCCGGGCAAAGGGAUUGAGGCCUUGCCCACAGAAGCGCGGACUCCAUCUGCUGCAACUGGGACUCGGUCUGCUAAAACUGUUUCACUUUCGCCUGCCGAAGGUAUAAUUUCCACUGCGCAAAUUGAGACUCCAGCUGCAGUUUUCAAUUCGUCAGCUGAAGUUAAACGCCUAUCUACUCCGCAUUUUGGUACAGGUCGAGACAAUCCUAGUGGAGAGUUUCAGUGUCAAACAUGUCUGAAUGUGUUCACGAACUCGUCGCGACUUGCCGCCCAUGAACUUACUCACUCUGCAGGCACCUUGACGCGCGAUCCUCUGUCGAUAAUUGGCACUCGUCCUACAUUGAACACAGCAGAAAAAUCGCGACCAGCUACAUCGUUUGCUUGUCGUAAAUGCAGCGACAUGUUUUCAUCGCAAUCCGACUUGAUGCAACACAUUGUUGAUAAUCAUACAAUGGCGUAUGUCUGCAAUGACUGUGGUCAGAGGUUUAAAACGUCGACAUUACUUUACAAACACAGAAGGAAGAUUUCAAAGGAGACGAAAAUGUUAGAUUCUUCGAUUCUGAUUCCGGUUUCGUUAACCACAGUUGACGUGCAGGAAACUAAAAACAUUUACGAGUGCGGGAUAUGCUUCAAGCAAUUGUCCUCACACCACAGUAUACGGCGCCACAUUCAGUCGAUGCACGAACCUAAACGAAAAGCACCGAUUGUCACGUACCAAUACAAUUGUCAAGUUUGCAAUAAGUCAUUCUCGACCGUUAGCAACUUGAAUCGCCACAUGGUUACGCACUCGGGCGACAAGCCGUUUGCCUGUGAACACUGUGAAAAAAGAUUUACGCAAGCAACGCAUUAUAAGCGCCAUGUUGUAACCACUCACGGCACCGGCGGCAGUCAACAUUUCAUAUGCAUGCACCCGGGUUGCGGGAGGAAGUAUGCCUAUGAUCACGACUUGAAAUCCCACAUGUCACAAGUUCAUGGGAACCAGAAGUUUCCGUGUCCGGUUUGCGGGAAACGGUUCAAUACGGAAUACAACGUUCGGCGGCAUCAGUCGGUUCACGAGCUGGCGCGUGGUGAUAAGCAGGAGGUUCAAUUGAAUUUUAAAUGCGAGGGGUGUGCCUGGCGUUUCAAAACGGAAAAAGCGUUAAAGAGACACAUGAUGAGUCAUAAGAAAUUCGGCGAUCCGACAUAUAAUUGCGACGCGUGUGAUUUACCGUAUUUUACUGCUAGUGGGCUUGAGCGGCAUCUACGGGCGGUGCAUGAUGGUCAGACGCCGUCGGUAUCCGGGGACCCUGUGUCACCGUGUUCAACUCUUGACGGUCGUCCUCAUCUGUGUAAAGGGUGUGGCAAAAGAUUUAGGUACAUACACCAGUUGAAACGUCAUGAAAAGAAACACAUGGCAACUGCAGUGAAAGAUGAUAUGCCGCGGGAACCGGUGACUUGUCGCAAAUGCGGACGGUCGUUUCAUACGAAGAAGCUUUUGAUGCGUCACAUGAUGUCUAAUCAUACGAUGGGCUACCUGUGUCGAAUUUGUGGCGAUCGCUUUCACAAGAGGCCCAUGUUUGUGCAGCAUAUGAGAAAUGUACAUUCGGAGACUGAAGAUAUUGAUGACUGAUUGUUGUCGAUUGGCGAUUUCUCUGCUCUUUUGAUCAAAAAGUCGAUGAUUAGACAAGUCAAGAUUGGUGUUUGGAAGGGGGCAGUCAUUGCAUUUAUUCAUACAUGUAGUCAGAGGGGCUGUGUCAGAUUUUAAGACUAAUUACGUGUAAUCUUUUGGUGAAAUAGUAGGCUACUGGAACUUUAGUAGACACUACUAUUGGUUAAUUUAUAUGGGGUGGUGCAUUGUAUCAUUGUUAUUGUUGUGCAAUUGCACUUUUUUGGCUCACCGUCCGUCGUCGUAUCCUGUGGCACGUUUCUUAACCGCUAGUGCUAAGAACUUGAAACUUUGUACACAUGACCCCCUAGGUCGGAGGUACUCUAUUAUUCCUUAAUUACUUGCCCGAUUGGCACCAAUUUUAUAUCAUAGGUACAUCUAAUUCUAACAACCAUUCAAUGUGUCACCCGGGUCUUUUUUGAUUUGACCUACUUUUCAAGGUCACAGAGGUCAAAUGUACUGUAAAUUGGCCAUUUUGGGGGAUUGUAAUUGCUUGGACCUACAUCAAACCUAACACUACAUGACACAAUACCAUGCUCUUCAUCCAUCUUUCCUCCACAUGAGGUGAGCACAAUGGCCCUGGCCAUUUUGGUUUACUUUUAAUUCUGAAACAACGUGCUUUGGAUAUCACCUGAUCAAACCUGCUCCAUUGCAACUCCUACCCUCUGUGUUGUCGUAUAUAAACAUCCUAUUAUUUCACCCAUCACCUUGUACAGAACCAUUUAGACAUUGGGCUCCUGUUAAAUUGUAGAUCUGUAUUGUGUUUGUUGUAGUUGACAUGUCCUGGAACAAGUGUGGCAUCCCCGAGAUGCAUGCAUUGCACAAGCUAACUGUCUUGUAAUAUCCGAACCUGGUAGCGUAUGAAAGUCUGGUAAUCCUACAUGAUUUGUAACUCCGGGCCUGAAACAAGCUCCAGAUCAAUCGUGUGCAUGUAGACAUCUUGAAAUGUACGGAAGACCAAAUUUUGACAUUUCAGUGACUUUACCUUCAUGAUAACAAUGUACCAGGGAUAGUUUGUUGCAUAUCACACUUUUCUCAGCACCCAAGUCAAUGGGUGAUAUGAAUAAAGACUAGCAAAUGCUUUUACUUCAGUUUUGUACAGAACAGCCUAGUGUAAAUGUACAUGGAGAUUUAGAUAAAAGCAUUUGCUAGUGUUUAUUCAUAUCACCCAAUGUCAGUAGAAAUAACCGAGUUGUUGUACACUCCUUACAUUGUCAUUGUCUUAUCUAUAUAUGUUAAUUUCAAUAAUUACAUUAAAAUCCUUGUAUCAUUUGA
Lineus longissimus is the source of this 6957-nucleotide messenger RNA. RefSeq names its product zinc finger protein 91-like. The record is from RefSeq and is a predicted model, not a curated record. Gene Ontology annotation, molecular function: DNA-binding transcription factor activity, RNA polymerase II-specific; RNA polymerase II transcription regulatory region sequence-specific DNA binding. The transcript is spliced from 6 exons. Bases 859 to 5646 code for a protein of 1595 amino acids. Gene Ontology annotation, biological process: regulation of transcription by RNA polymerase II. Lineage: Eukaryota; Metazoa; Nemertea; Pilidiophora; Heteronemertea; Lineidae. Gene Ontology annotation, cellular component: nucleus.